AUGCCCUACAGAGGCAAACCGUCGCCAGGAUGCGCAACCUGCAGACAGAGGAAGAUCAAGUGUGACCUCCGGCCAGGGGGCUGCGAGAAAUGCGAGAAGUCCGGGUGGAAGUGCGAGGGGUAUAGGGAUGUUGGGUUGUUGAUGUUUCAUGAUGAGAGCGAGGGGGUCAGGACGAAGGUGAGGAGUUCGCAGCAGAGGAGCAGGAGGGCAGCUGAACGGAGUAGUCCCGCUGGGAAGGGGGUUGUUGUUGUGGCGGCGCCGAGGGCGAUUGUGCCCAAGGCUGAGAAGAGGGUGUGGUCGUUGAGUGAUUCCGAGGAUACCAACACCGAGUCGAGUUCUGAGACGAGUCCGCCGGAGAUUGUGACGAUUUCGCCGAGUCUGGAUGAUUUGGCGGUGAAUUAUUUUCUGGAUAAGUAUGUGUUCAAGUACACGGAUCGCAGGGAGUUGUGGGAUAUUAAUGAGGGAAAUGGGUGUUUGCAUUCGAGUAUUCUGGCGUUGGGUCUGGCGGGGGCGACGAGGCAGACUGGUCAGGGGGAUACAUUUACGCAUCCAGCGGCGCGGAAGCAUUAUCUCACGGCUAUACAGCAGACGAAUCAGGCUCUGCGAUCUCCAGAUGAGGUGAAGAAGGACAGCACCCUUCAGGCGAUCAAUAUCUUGGCCAUCUUCGAGAUCCUAUCCGGGUAUGAGCGUAGUCUGGACGCUUGGAGAGACCAUAUCAAAGGGGCUGCAUCACUAUUACAGCUACGGGGUCCAGAGCAAUUCAAAACACACACUGGAUGCCGCCUAUUCAUGCAGACGACCGCCAACCUGGCCAUCGCCUGCCUAGCCCGCAGACUGCCAAUGCCACCACACGUCCUCGCCAUGCAAAAAGUCGCCGCACAAUUCGUGCCCAACCCCAACGACUCCGUCUGGCGCUUCCACUGCAACUCGAUCCGCACCGUCGACCUCCACGCUCGUCUCCUCCCGGGCAACAGACCCCGAACCCCCCUCGAAGCCAAAGAAAUCCUCACGCACGCCCUGGACAUCUUCCAGGAAUUCACCCACACCCUCGACACGGCCCCGGAGGACUUCAAACCCACUCUCGUCCACGACAAGGGCCCCACCAUCUACGCCGGAUACUACUACGUCUUCCGCACGUCUCUCGUCACGCAAAUGUUCUGCGCCAUGUGCUCCUACCGCAUCCUCCUCAUCGACAUCAUCCGCAAGGCCCUCACGGCUGGCUCCGCAGACCCGGACUUCUCCCUCCGCCACGAGGAAUUCGAACAGAUCCAGGAAUCGCUCAAUUUCAAGGAACACCUCCAACUCGCCGUCCUGGCGUCCAUCCCGCAACACUUCCAUGCCCCCUCGAACAACCACCCUCCGGACUCGCCCUCCCAGAAAGAUGCUCUCUGGAGUAACUUCUCCUCGGCGGAUUACAUCCCCUUCAAAACCGCCGAACGACGCGCUCCGGAUCUGCCGUUCGUGCGGAUGGCGGGUGGGUAUAUGAUUCAAUUUCCCCUGUUCACGGCCGGGGCGGCGGAUCCUCCAGGGGGAGCGAUACGGGGCUGGACGGUGGGCAUGUUGAGAUUGCUGGGGCAGACGAUGGGAAUGAGGCAUGCUUUUGUGCUGGCGGAUUUGCUGGAGGAGGGGAACGGUGGGGCCUUGGUGCCUUGA
Zasmidium cellare ATCC 36951 is the source of this 1653-nucleotide messenger RNA. RefSeq lists its product as uncharacterized. NCBI's taxonomy places the organism in Eukaryota, Fungi, Ascomycota, Dothideomycetes, Mycosphaerellales, Mycosphaerellaceae. The record is from RefSeq and is a predicted model, not a curated record. Bases 1 to 1653 code for a protein of 550 amino acids. The transcript is spliced from 2 exons. Gene Ontology annotation, biological process: regulation of DNA-templated transcription. Gene Ontology annotation, molecular function: DNA-binding transcription factor activity, RNA polymerase II-specific; zinc ion binding.